This is a messenger RNA of Vanessa tameamea, 1780 nucleotides long. It is a transcript of the gene Tmem43, whose product is annotated as transmembrane protein 43 homolog. Lineage: Eukaryota; Metazoa; Arthropoda; Insecta; Lepidoptera; Nymphalidae. Gene Ontology annotation, cellular component: nuclear envelope; nuclear inner membrane. The record is from RefSeq and is a predicted model, not a curated record. The transcript has 7 exons. The coding region runs from base 23 to 1189 and encodes 388 amino acids. Gene Ontology annotation, biological process: nuclear membrane organization; lipid metabolic process.
UUAUCUUUUUUUUAAUUCGUAGAUGGGUUGGAUCGCUGUUGUUAAUCAGUUCAAGCAGACUUGGCUCACUACACUUCUCAGUCUAGUUUUAUUCUCUGGUGUUACCUAUUUUUUAGUUUGGUCUGAGUAUCAAACUAUUCAAAGUAAUCUGAUGCUCGAUGAGGUGAUAUUUGCAGCUGAAAGUAUUGAUGUUCAUACUAAAGAUGAAGCUGAGCGUUAUGAAGGUCGAGUAGUACAUAUUGUAGGACCUCUAAGAGUACUGGAACCUAUAUCAGAACCUGAUUAUAACAUUCACGUACAGGCUGUGAAGUUGAGGAAGAGAGUUCAAAUGUACCAGUGGAUUGAAGAAACAAUGGAAACAGAUAAUUUCUUAAGUGAGCCAGCAGAAGAAACUCAAAAGACUUAUUGGUAUCAUAAAGAUUGGAGAGAUUAUGUGGUGGACUCUGCAUUGUUUUACAUUAGACCUGGUCAUCAUAAUCCAACUUCUAUGCCAAUGUUUAGUGAAACACACAUUGCUGAAUAUGUUAAAAUUGGAUGGAUGAAUCUGGGCUUAGAUGUAAAGCGUAAAGUAAAUGAUUACUAUGAAAUAUGGUCCGAUUCUAGACCUGAUCGAAGUGACAUCAAACUGCAUUCUGGAUUCUACUAUCACGGGAACAGUGCCCUGGAGCAUGAAAUAGGUGAUCUACGAAUUCAUUUCUCUUAUGCGGGACGAGAGGAUGACAUUUACACAGCAGUUGGUUUGGUUGAGAGAGGUGUUCUUCAACCGUACAGUCCGAAGAAUUUUCCAACUGCAGACCCAUUGUCCCUCAUGAGGAAAGGCUCGUAUAGCUUGAAACAUUUGUAUGAUCUAGAGAAACAUCAUGCAAACACCCACACUUGGAAAUACAGACUACUCGGUUUAAUACAAGUUUUUGCAUCAGCAAUGACAUUACAUCCAGAAUGGCUAACACUUUUCAUGCAAUGCAAGUGGAUUUCAAACAGUUUAAGACGCUGCACAAGACUUUGGAUUAAUUUAGUUCUAUCUUUUUCAUAUACACUGCUAAUAAUAUCAAUACCAUGGUUUCUACAUAAACCGUCGUUCGGAGCUAUUGUGCUCGGUGUGGCUUUACUGCCCAUACUUCACUAUUCGAAUUUGCUUACACGUGACCAGCCUGGUUCUGUAAGAUAUUCAAGAUGGGAAGAUCGUUAACAUGAGAACUAAACAAUUAAAUUAUUUUGAACUCUUCAAGUGAGCUAUGAUUGAUUUGUAAAUACAACUUUAAGAUCUGCCAACAUCAAUAUCAUAAAAUUAAAAUGAAGAUAUUCCUACUAUGUUGUGGGUUAAUUUUUCCGCAUACUUUAAUUGCAUUAUUACUUACAUAUGAAAUAUAUCAUAAAUAUUAAAGAAGGGUAAUUUAGGUAAAUUUAGUGUCAAGAGUAUACAAGUAUUAGUCUAAUAGAUAUUGUAUAUGGCGAUAUGGCGUUAUAUUACCAUAUUUAAGAACUUUUUAUCUUUUUGCAUUUUAAUAAAAAUAUGUAAUCGUUCCGUGGACGGGUUUUGUUUGAUUUAAUUAAUAGAUAUUUGUAUAAACUAUCGUUGGCUGAACUCUAGAAGUAACUCUUUGGCUGAUCGGAUUUAUGUGCCUGUGAUAUUCCAAUAAAUAUUUUAUGUCAAUUGACAUUCGAAUCAAUUAUAGAUAUACACAUUCGCAUCAGAUUAAAAAAGAAUCGAUCGAAAUUAAUUUCGAUUAUUUUCUUUUAAAUAUUGAUAUCAUUAUCAUGUAAUUAAAAAAAGUUAUUA